This is a messenger RNA of Toxorhynchites rutilus septentrionalis, 2215 nucleotides long. RefSeq names its product actin-related protein 3 (gene Arp3). Lineage: Eukaryota; Metazoa; Arthropoda; Insecta; Diptera; Culicidae. Gene Ontology annotation, biological process: Arp2/3 complex-mediated actin nucleation. The record is from RefSeq and is a predicted model, not a curated record. Gene Ontology annotation, cellular component: actin cortical patch; Arp2/3 protein complex. The transcript has 6 exons. Bases 237 to 1493 code for a protein of 418 amino acids. Gene Ontology annotation, molecular function: actin filament binding.
UCCGUGACAGCUCACAAAACUUGCUGCAGCACAUACUUCAAGUGCUGUAGAAGGAAAGCUGCAUCUGGGUGACAAAUUUCUCAUCCAUUCUCUAGGUGUGGUUGAAAAUUGUGUUGCUUUUGCCAGAGAGUAUUCUGAAUUUGCCCUGCAAAAUCCAAUCGCUGCCGUUUGGAGAUUAGUUGCAGUGCUAGUGCAGUGGAACGUAUCAAUCAGAAUCGUCUAGCAAUAGAGGAAAAAUGUCCGGAAGAUUACCAGCUUGUGUGAUUGAUGUGGGAACAGGCUAUACGAAGCUUGGUUUCGCUGCGAACAAGGAGCCCCAAUUCAUUAUUCCGUCGGCAAUUGCCAUCAAAGAGACGGCCAAAGUCGGAGACCAAAGUGCCCGCCGUGUAACGAAAGGUGUGGAGGAUUUGGACUUCUUCAUCGGAGACGAGGCUUUCGAUGCGACGGGAUACUCGGUUAAGUAUCCCGUUCGCCAUGGUUUGGUCGAGGAUUGGGACUUGAUGGAGCGCUUUCUGGAACAGUGCAUCUUUAAAUAUCUCCGGGCAGAACCGGAAGACCAUCACUUUCUGCUGACGGAACCACCGCUAAAUACGCCAGAAAACAGGGAAUAUACAGCGGAGAUAAUGUUCGAAACGUUCAACGUCCCGGGGUUGUACAUUGCGGUUCAAGCUGUGCUAGCCCUGGCCGCCAGUUGGGCAUCACGUCCCGUUGAGGAGCGAACACUGACUGGAAUUGUUGUGGAUAGUGGCGAUGGUGUUACCCACGUUAUACCGGUGGCCGAAGGUUACGUCAUUGGGUCUUGUAUAAAACACAUUCCAAUCGCUGGUCGGAACAUCACCUCGUUUAUCCAGAGUUUGCUACGCGAGCGGGAAGUAGGAAUCCCGCCCGAACAGAGCCUCGAAACGGCCAAAGCAAUCAAGGAGCGCUUCUCCUACAUUUGUCCGGACAUAGCGAAGGAAUUUGCCAAAUACGACUCCGAACCGACGAAGUGGAUGCGUCAUUACGAAGGCAUCAAUGCCAUUACGAAGCAACCUUUUGGGGUCGAUGUUGGAUACGAGCGGUUUCUAGGGCCGGAGAUUUUCUUCCAUCCGGAGUUCUCCAAUCCGGACUUUACCACGCCACUGUCCGAGAUAGUCGAUACGGUCAUCCAGAACUGCCCGAUUGACGUGAGGAGACCGCUGUAUAACAAUAUUGUGCUCAGCGGGGGAUCGACUAUGUUCAGAGAUUUCGGUCGACGAUUGCAGCGGGAUAUCAAGCGCAGCGUAGACGCCAGACUGAGGAUUAGUGAGAAUUUGAGCGAAGGAAGAAUCAAGCCAAAACCAAUCGAUGUGUCGGUAAUUUCACAUCACAUGCAAAGAUAUGCCGUUUGGUUCGGUGGCAGCAUGCUGGCAUCUACGCCUGAGUUUUACCAAGUCUGUCACACGAAGGCUGCCUACGAGGAGUACGGUCCAGGAAUCUGCCGUCACAAUCCAGUAUUCGGCACCAUGACGUAGUUUUGCCGCGGGGUCUACCCUUUCGCUACUAUUAUUUCAAUUUAUCAAUAACUAACAUUUGCAAAUUUUCGAAAACGUUCGGAAACGACCAUCCAUUCCUUACAAAAACAUUUAAAUUUAUUUCGUGUAGUGACACCAAAAAAUUGUGACAUCCUUGUUUCAGUCUAUAUACGUUUAGUCAACAUUUUUACCAUGUUCACUCGUCGAAUGCUUGUUAUAUUUUUUUGAUCUAGCGAAUUUCCUGUUCGAUUCAAAUUUUUUGGCACAAACUUUCCAACUGUAUGCUAUGAAGGUUCACGCUUACAUCGCAAAGCAGUAGAGGGGUGUCAAUUUGAAGCAAUACCGAGAAUCAAAUUACAGUUGCAUUUAAAGGAAAAACAGUUGGAUCUAUGCCACUGCUAGGGAAAGCUAAUGUAUGCCGUUUCCAUUUGGAAUAGCGUUUAAAAGAAGGCUACACUUUAAUAAAACGAAAACAUUGUACAUGAUAAAACCAAAAGUAUUUUUUUGCGAGUAGUCUUUGAAAAUGUAAACCUGUUUCUUCUUUUUUUCUCACUCAAAGUUGUAAGAUAUAAGAAGGUUCACUGUAGAAAAGAACAAAAAAAAAGAAGAAUGGUUGCAUACUAAUACAAACUCGACUUCAUUGAGCAAGAAUAAUUUGAUGAAAAUGAAUUACACAUGUAAACAUAAACUAGAUAACAAAGUUAAGUAUUGAAAAAUGAAAA